Molecule: messenger RNA, 1481 nt
Organism: Cantharellus anzutake
Lineage: Eukaryota; Fungi; Basidiomycota; Agaricomycetes; Cantharellales; Hydnaceae
Product: WD40 repeat-like protein
Exons: 7
Coding region: 99-1178 (359 amino acids)
Biological process (GO): cytoplasmic translational initiation
Cellular component (GO): eukaryotic translation initiation factor 3 complex, eIF3m; cytoplasm
Molecular function (GO): translation initiation factor activity; RNA binding; protein binding
Source: RefSeq, a predicted model, not a curated record
CAGGGGCACCGCGUGAAGGUUUAGGCCCGUGCCGGGUGUUCGCUGUGGUGGCAGAACUCCCCCUCGACUGACAUCCAUCGUCGAGGCCCCUGGUAAGGAUGGGUUCGGGUCGGCGGAAUAGCAGAGUUGGUCACGUGCAACAUCUGCUUGCUCAAAACCUCAGCGAAAUGAUCCCAAUACUACUUCAAGGGCAUCAACGGCCACUGACGCAGAUCAAGUACAACAGAGAGGGCGAUUUGCUAUUCUCCUGUUCCAAGGAUUCUGUUAUCAAUGUCUGGUACUCGCAUAAUGGGGAGAGAUUAGGGACUUAUGAUGGACACAACGGCUCAGUGUGGUCGGCGGAUGUAGAUUCACAAACGCGCUUUCUUGUUACCGGCUCAGCUGACAAUACCAUGCGACUGUGGAAUGUCUCCAAUGGCCGAUGCCUUUACACCUGGGAAUUCCCUACUGCUGUAAAGCGGGUAGCCUUCUCCCCGGAUGACUCGCAAAUAGUUUGCAUAACAGAACAACGCAUGGGACACCAAGGCGCUGUCCGCAUUUUUAAUGUUAAUCGCCAGGGAGACGGAACGCAACAAACCGCCGAACUUUACAGCGAGUUCAACCCAAUCGGCAGCAAGGCCACUGUUUGCACGUUUGCUCAGAAUAAUAACAUCAUACUUACUGGCCACGAGAGCGGCAAGCUGGCACUCUGGGAUUUGAAGACUGGGGACGAAAUAAAGAGCCAUGAGCGAGCGCAUUCUGAUUUAAUCACUGAUUUACAGUUGUCCCUCGACCGAAGCUACUUCAUCACUUCUUCGAGGGACAAGACUGCAAAAUUGCAUGACAUUAAAUCACUCGCAACCCUUAAAAGUUUUGCCACCGAAACUCCCCUCAAUAGCGCUUCCAUUGCUCAACUUCGACCAUAUAUCCUUCUUGGAGGUGGGCAGGAGGCAAUGUCAGUCACGACAACUUCACUUCGCCAAGGAAAGUUUGAAACACGGUUUUGGCACAAAAUUUUUGAGGAAGAAGUCGGUCGUGUUAAAGGCCACUUCGGCCCAAUCAACACCAUUGCAUGCCACCCUGAUGGGAGGUCAUAUGCAUCUGGAGGAGAAGACGGGUUUGUCCGUGUUCACCACUUUGAUGAAAGCUAUUUCCGCGCGAGGCCGUACGGGGACGUCGACGGUGAAGUUUCAGAGUGAUAGAAUUCAUUGCGCUCAUUUACAGACAAUAUCCUGUAUGGAGAUCUGUAUGUUCGUCUUCAGGGCUUUGACAGAUAAUUUCAUUCAUAAUCGUAAGCCUGAGGGGGGGAGCGUAUUGUAAGAGGCAAAGCAGAUGGUCAAGUUUUGGGGCAUGAAGGUGCAUUGGGGAAUGAGGCGUCAUGGCAUAUUACAUGGAAUAGAGAAACAGACAAUGAAAUGAGGAAAGAGUGAGUUAUUCCUCAUCAUCUUCUGCCUCCUCCUCGAUAUCUUCCUCAGCUUCCUCCUUGUCUCCUUCCUCCUCGC